Daphnia pulicaria is the source of this 1867-nucleotide messenger RNA. Its product is annotated as alpha-(1,3)-fucosyltransferase C-like. The record is from RefSeq and is a predicted model, not a curated record. NCBI's taxonomy places the organism in Eukaryota, Metazoa, Arthropoda, Branchiopoda, Diplostraca, Daphniidae. The transcript has 3 exons. Gene Ontology annotation, molecular function: alpha-(1->3)-fucosyltransferase activity. Bases 482 to 1798 code for a protein of 438 amino acids. Gene Ontology annotation, cellular component: membrane.
UUUGGUUUGUCUUGUAUCGCGAGUCAACGACCGGCCGCAUCAGUUCCACGCAGGUUCGUCCUGUCGGAGACGCGGUUGGCGUGCGGUUUGGCUGGCCCACGGCCAAGGUCAUUUUUUCCCGCAUUUGUUUUUAUAAUUCUGGUUAUUCGAAUCGAUUCAGCGGAUGGGCGGAGUUUCGCCAUCGCACAAAGGGCGAGUCCACAAGAGAAAAGCUCAAACGCAUUCGAGCGUUGCCAAUGAAUGCAGCGCAGCUGAUCACGCGCCAUCAGCAGUCCGCCCACCGUCGUUCUCUAGACGCACUUGAACCCAUCAGCAGUCGCCAUCGUGAAAUCAAUCGUGUUUGAUGGCCGUCAUCAUCAUCUGCAGUCUAUAGGUCAAAUUAAAAAGUUGAGUUUCAUUAUUCACCGCCUAAAUAAUAAUCGUGAUUGUCGUGAUGAUGCAAUUGAGGCCUCACUACUGAAGUCUGGCCUCAGUCUGUGACAUGGAAGUGAUUAAAAAAGUGUCACAACUUGAAUCGAAAAUGUUCAACGUCAAUCGCCGUGCAAUCGUUUCGUUCAUCGCAUUGGUUUUCCUUUUGAUCGAGUGGACAUUUUUUGCCGGCCAUCACGUCAGCAGACCGAGUCUUCCAAACCACUCGACGUUGCAACCAGCACUCUCGAAUCAACAGCAGCAGCCCCAACAACUCUACCACCUGAUUGACAAUUAUUCAAAGGAUCAACUGCCAUUGCCGUUGGCCAAUCAAGACGAUGAACCGCCAGCAUUCAAAAGGAUCCUCUUCUGGAAUACGUUCAAAAAAGAAAAGAAUUACGGGGUGGGGCUCGGCCGGGACGCCUUGCGCCAAUGGGGCUGUCCCGUUUGGCGGUGCGAAACGUCAGACAACCGGACCGACGUCCAGAAUUACGACGCCAUCGUCUUUCAUCUUCGCACCUGGAACCAAAAAGAUUUGCCGAAGCGUCGCUCGCCUCACCAGCGCUACGUUUUCUUUAGCCUCGAGUCGCCGGCCUGGGCCGCCUACAGAGUCGCCCGUAUGGCCAAUUUCUUCAACUGGACCAUGACGUACCGAUGGGACUCGGACAUGAUCCACCCUUACGGCUACAUCACGCCAACGGGAAACGUCCCCCUCCAUCCCACUCCAAAUCAAUUGAAUAAACUUUUCUAUGAAACCACUAAUGAAACCACCAAAGUCAAUUACGCCCAGGGAAAAAAGAAAAUGGCCGCCUGGUUCGUGUCCAACUGCCAAGCAGUCGUCAGCAACCGAAACGAAAUGGUCAAAAAACUGCAAAAGUACAUGACAAUUGACGUGUACGGCAAUUGCGGGAACAUGACGUGCCCAAAGAAACGUGACAAAUCGUUCGAGUCGAGCGACGAGUGCCGGGACAUGGUGGCCAAAAAUUACAAAUUCUAUUUCGCCCUGGAGAAUUCCCUCUGCCGCCAUUACGUCACCGAAAAAUUUUUCGACAACAUGCGCCGCCCGAUCCUGCCCGUCGUUUUCGGCCUCCACGACGACCACGAAAAACUGGCACCGCCGCAUUCCUUCGUAAACGGCGCCAAAUUCAAAUCAAUGAAAGCCCUGGCCGAUUAUUUGAUCCUCCUGGACAAGAACGACACGCUGUACAACGAGUACUUUUGGUGGAAGCCUCACUUUCAGGUGCGGGACAGCCAACGGGACAAGAACCAGGGCAUGUGCCACCUGUGCGCCGCCCUCCACGACCCGACUCGCCCGCGCCAAAUCUACGCCGAUUUAACCGACUGGUGGGAAACCAAAUCCAAGUGCGUUUUCUCGCCCGCCAUCUCGUGAUGGCUCCUUGCUCGAAUGAAACCUGUGGUCUGUGGUGGGAUCACCUAUUAUGAUCCUAUUAACUCCCCC